CGGACGAGGUGCCAGCAGACCGCCACGGGCGCAAUUUGGGCCGGAGAAAAUUCGGGGGUGCAGCGGUAGCGGACGGGGCCGCGGGUCCCUGAGAGGAGAGGUGCUGGACGGCUGCGCUGGCAUAGACACCAUGCUGAAAAACUCGGUGACGGAGCGGAGGCGCUGCUGCCAUGGACGGACUGAGCUGCAUGAAGAGUUUCGAGUCGAAUUCAACGCUGUUAGCGGGCUACCGGCCUCUGGACUCUUCUGGGGACGACGAGGAGCUGAUGAGGGUUUCGUCCAGCGACGACGGCUCUGAAGACUCUGAUCUAGACUCGACGUCGGACUCUGAGUCGGGUCGGAGUCCAUCGGUGGUGCGCCCUAUGAACGACUCGCUGGACCUGCACCCGCUGCUGGGCUCGCCUCGACGCCUCGUCGCGAGCUCCGCCGCCGUCUCGCGCCACGUGCCCACUUGGGUCAUGCGCACGAAGCUGGACGACAGCAACGCUAACGCCCUGCCGGCCACCCUGACGGCGACCAUGCCGCGGCCGCCGACGGCGCUCACCGGGCUGUCGCCGCUCUCGCCGGCCAUCGAGAAGGCCGAGAUCGAGCGGAGCGAGAAGCCCGCCGAAAUCAACGGUAACCUUGUGCUGUACAAGGACGGCGCCAGGCCCAAGGUCGUCGACAAGGUCAAGACGAGUCGCCACACGGCGGGUGCGGUUAAGUCGCCGAAGCACCGGCGCGCGGCGGCCGCCGCCGCCGCCGACGACGAAGGCGAGCGACGCGACGUGCGCGUGCACUUCAGCAACGACGCGUGCGUGCCGAAGAAGCAGGAGAAGAUGAUGAUGAACACGUCGCUGAAGAUGGGCCUGGAGUCGCCGCGCCGCCCGUCGCGACCCACCUCGCUGUCGGUGGCGUCUCGCCAGGUGGCGUCGAGACCGGCCCCGGCCGAGCGGGGGCACGAGUGCGCAGUGGCGCUGGCUCGUGGUGAGGCGAACAUGGCCGCGCGCGCUCACCGAGCGCGGCGACAGAGUGAGCAGGUCACUCGCCGGUGA
Messenger RNA from Pollicipes pollicipes, 1034 nucleotides. RefSeq lists its product as uncharacterized. The transcript has 5 exons. The coding region runs from base 171 to 1034 and encodes 287 amino acids. The record is from RefSeq and is a predicted model, not a curated record. Lineage: Eukaryota; Metazoa; Arthropoda; Thecostraca; Pollicipedomorpha; Pollicipedidae.